This is a messenger RNA of Pyrenophora tritici-repentis Pt-1C-BFP, 1544 nucleotides long. RefSeq lists its product as uncharacterized. The record is from RefSeq and is a predicted model, not a curated record. NCBI's taxonomy places the organism in Eukaryota, Fungi, Ascomycota, Dothideomycetes, Pleosporales, Pleosporaceae.
AUGUCGGACGAGGAGGAACUGCUGGUCAUCGCGGCAAAGGGCGAUGUCAUCAUCGAUGUCGCACAGGAAGAACGAGGGCAGCGCUUCUCCUAUCGAGUGGACUCGAAGACGCUGCAGCAGAAGUCGCGGUACUUUGAGAAUCUACUGAGCGAUCGCUUUAGUGAGGGGCAGCAGUUGGCGAAAGCUCUCGAAGCUCUCAAGUUGGGCGGCCAUGGGGAUAUGACAGAUGUGCCUACUGAUGUAUUGCCUCACAUCUCAAUCAUCAAUGUUGGACGAGUCGCUGUAGCCAAAGUCUCUUCCAUUCGCAAUCUACUUGCAGACUUCCUCCGCGCCAUCCAUGGCCUCGAUCUUGCCGUCCCAAACCCGCCUAUCGCCAACGUAGCCAACCUCGCCGUCGUUGCCGACCGUUUCGAUGCUGUCGCGUGCCUUUCGAAAUAUUUUCAGAAGAGAAAAUAUCUGCAGCUACUCGAUGCAAAGGCGAGAGGCAAGCCCAGUCCAUCGCAGUCGGAAGAGAGAACACGGCAGAGAUUGUUUGUUGGUAUACUUUUCGACCACCCAGCCUGGGUAACAAAAUACUCCAAGCAGUUGAUAAUGCGAGACUCGGUUCAGUGGCAGCCAGUAGUAGAAGAGGACCAUACGAAAGCUCUGUGGUGGGACAUGCCCAACGGCGUCGAGGACGAGUUGAUUCAGCGGCGAGAGCACAUACUGGAGACGAUCAACUCUCUGCAGGCACAUUUCCUCAAGCUCUACACGUCUGGAGAACGACAAUGCAAGCUGGGAUACGAUACGUCAAUACAAUGUGACUCUUUUCAGCUAGGAGAAAUGGUCCGCUUCUUCUUCAAGAUCGACACGGUACGACUACAGGGCAAAAUCUACGACAAUACAGAACCGACAUACUAUCUUGGUGACAUUGACCGGCUUCUGUCAUCUCUUCGCCAGUGCUCAAACUACCAGGUCGACAGCAAUCAUGCGCAUUGUGGGCUACGCUCGCGGCUGCUUCCACUCCUCGACCUGAUACAGAACACUCUCAGCCUCGAUGCUAGUAGUGCCGAUAUCGGCAUCUGUGCAGAAUGUUGGAGCGGCCACCGUGAGGAGUACGCCUGGACCCUGGCCAAGCGACCGGUUAUGUGGGCCCACCCUAAGUCUUUGACUGGGAACCGUUCUCUAAUCGGGAACCAUGCGCCUGCCAACGCCUUGUUUCCCAAGGCCCGCGCUCGCCAGAUUAUGCCGAGUAGUUGCCUUAGCAGGCACGUGGCCGUCAGGGACCUUUUCAUGGCCGUGGAGCGUGACUGGACAGCAAGAGAUGUUUAUUAAGGUAGAAAUACCUCAUUGGGCCAUGGCCAGACAUAUCUCCAACGCACCUCAAUCGGUCUGGUACACGAAACCAACACUACUGUCCUUUAUCUCAGGUUCAGUCCUACCUAUGGGUAUACAGCUGUCCUCUUAAAUAUCAGCCUUCCGUAGCGCUGUUGUAGAUAUCGUUGCGGCACUUAUCUGGGAAUAUACAGAUGUGCCAUGUUUGAAACUGACAAAGAUUACAUCGU